This is a messenger RNA of Octodon degus (degu), 2043 nucleotides long. RefSeq names its product peptidyl arginine deiminase 6 (gene Padi6). NCBI's taxonomy places the organism in Eukaryota, Metazoa, Chordata, Mammalia, Rodentia, Octodontidae. The record is from RefSeq and is a predicted model, not a curated record. Gene Ontology annotation, cellular component: cytoplasm. The transcript is spliced from 16 exons. Gene Ontology annotation, molecular function: calcium ion binding; protein-arginine deiminase activity. Bases 1 to 2043 code for a protein of 680 amino acids.
AUGUCCCACCUGAGUGUCAUCCACCUCUCUCUGGAUGUCCCUGUUCAUGGCGUUUGUGUGCUGGGCACCAGCCUCGUUGUGGACAUCAGUGGGUGCGCCCCAAAGGACUGUACAUCCUUCACAAUCACCUGCUCCCCAAGGGUCCUGGUGGCCCUGAAAAGCAAGGUGACCAGCGGGAAGGACAAAGCCACGGUCUGGCACUCGCUGGCCGAGCCUGUGUGCGCACUCGUGAAGAUGGUGCUUCCCAGCUCGGAUGUGGACGAGGACAAGGUGCUGGUCUCCUACUACCGUGCCAAUGAGGAGGUCCCUUUGGUCACAGCGGUGCUCUACCUCACUGGUAUUGAGGUCUCCCUGCAGACAGAUGUCUACCGUGACGGGCAUGAGAUGCCAGUCAACAAGCAGACUAAGGAGACGUGGGUCUGGGGCCCCGCUGGCUGGGGGGCCAUCCUUCUUGUGAACUCCAGCCCUGCUGACGUGAACCCGGACACCCAGAUGGUGGUGUCAGAAGAUAUCAAGGAGCUGACCCAGAUGACACUGAGCAUCCAAGGCCCCACCUGCAUCUUGAAGAACUACCGGCUGGUCUUCCACACCUCCGAGGAAGAGGCCAAGAAGGCCCGAGUCUUCUGGCCACACGGAGAUGCCUCCGGUACCUUCCAGCUGUUGCUAGGCCCAGACCGUAACUCCUACAUCUUUAACCCCCUGGUGAAACUCGGGAAGGAGACCAUCUACGUAGAAGCAAUAGAGUUCCCUUCUGCCAACUUCUCAGGCCUCAUCUCCUUCUCCGUCUCUCUGAUUGAAGAUCCUCCAAUCUCAUCAAUUCCAGAGAUCCCGGUGUACAAAGACACGGUAGUGUUCCGGGUGGCUCCUUGCAUCUUCACCCCUAGCACCCAGAUGCCCCUAGAGGUGUACCUGUACAGAGACGUGAAGGUCCAGGGCUUUGUGGAUGCCGUGGUGGCACUGAGUGAGAAGACUGACAGCCAGAUGGCAUCUGUCUACGAGGACUCCAACCGCUCGGGCAAGUGGCUCCAGGACGAGAUGGCCUUCUGCUACACGGAGAUGCCCCACAAGAUGUCAUCCUUUGUCCUUGACACCCCUCGGGCUAUUGCACUUGACGAUUUCCCCAUGAAAUAUGCACUGACCCCUGGUAUUGGCUACUACGUGACCCAAGACACCAAGGACCACUCGGUGGCCAGCCUGGACACUAUCGGGAACCUGAUGGUGUCCCCACCUGUCAAGGCCCAGGGGAAAGAUUACCCACUGGGCAGAGUCCUCUUUGGCAGCAGCUUCUACCCCAGCAUCGAUGGCCGGGACAUGAGCAAAAGCCUCCGCGACUUCCUUUACGCGCAGCAGGUGCAGGCACCCGUGGAGCUCUUCUCAGACUGGCUGAUGACCGGCCGCUUGGAAGAGUUCAUGUGCUUUGUCCCGGUGGAAAACCAAAGUGGGGACGCAAAGGACUUCCGGCUGCUCCUAGCCAGCCCCUGCGCCUGCUACAGUCUGCUCCGUGAGAAGCAGGAGGAGGGUUACGGGGACGCGACUCUAUUUGAGGGUGUCAGCCCUGACCUGCUGCAUGCUAACGGAAGGGAGGCCAAAACUAUCAAUCAAUUUCUUUCUGACAAAAGCUUGAAAAAUCAAAACGACUAUGCAGAGAAAUGCAUUCAUCUGAACCGUGCCAUCUUGAAGGAGAAGCUGGGCCUGCAGGAUGAGGACAUCAUCGAUGUCCCCCAGCUGUUCUGCUUGGAGAAGCUGACCAAUGUGCCCUCUGACCAGCAGCCCCACAGGCUCUUCGCUAGGCCCUACUUCCCUGACAUGCUGCGAAUGAUGGUGAUGGGCAAGGAGCUGGGGAUUCCCAAGCCCUUUGGGCCGCAAAUCAAGGGCACGUGUUGCCUGGAAGAAAAGAUCUGCCACUUACUGGAGCCCCUGGGCCUCAAGUGCACCUUCAUUGAUGACUUUGACUGCUACAUGACGGAUGUCGGGGAUGCUUGUGCUUGUACCAACAUCCGCCGGGUGCCCUUAGCCUUCAAGUGGUGGAAGAUGGUGCCUUAG